CUAUCAGGUAGUUUAAAAGCCUAGGAGGUCAACAGUCGCAAGACACUGACCAAGCACGUCAUUGCCCUUCACUGUUGCGAUUUCUGCUCCGUUUUAUGACGUUUUGGAUAUGCACGGUGUCUGACCUCCAGCAUGCUGAGUACUAAGGGUUCAUACGUGGGAAUGAUGAGCGGCGCCGUGGGAAUGGACCGCGGCAGGGUCGGAGAGAGGCUCCAGGCCGCCCUGGCUGGGUUGCAAGAGCUCCAUCUGCUUCGGGACAGACAGAGCGACAUGGUGAGCUGGGCGCUCAGAGCGGACCGGGAAGAACCGGUCACUUUCGAGCACGCCACACCGGAGGACGCCAGGAAGAUGGGGGCGGAGGAGCAGCGGUUGGAGGCGACCCUCACGGCCCUGAAACAACAGCUGUCUCGUCUUCGGAAAAAGGAUGUUGGACUGAAGACUCACCUUCAGCAGCUUGAUCAACAAAUCAGUGAGCUGAAGCUGGAUGUCAGCAAGGCCUCCACUGAGCAGCUGGAGAGUGACAGCAGGCCAAGUUCAGGUUUCUAUGAGCUCAGUGAUGGUGGCUCUUGCUCCUUGUCAAACUCCUGCACCUCAGUGUACAGUGAGUGCCUGUCAUCCUCCCAGACGAGUCUUCCCCCCCCUUCCGCAAGUCCGGCUAAUUCUCAAGCGAGCCCACCAUUUCAAGCCGACGUGUAUCGUCGUCGUUCGGCCGAUGAAGGUGCCUCCCAUCCCAACGCUACCCGGGCGACAGGCCUUCAUCUUGGAAGCAGUAGGAUCAGAGCAAGCUCUACUGUCACUGAACUUGGACGGCCAAGACCUGUGUCAACAGGUGACCUAGACAGGAUGAUAAAUCAAGGACUGAACUAUAAACCAAUGGAUGCUAAGAAACCACAGAUGUGCCCAAAUCCCAAGAUCCCUACAAUGGACCCGAAGUUCCAGAGCAAUUUGGUUUCCCGCAAUGGAAUUGAAUUGUAUCACUACCCAAGUCCCUUGCAUGCUGUUGCCCUCCAAAGUCCAAUCUUUUUCCAAGGUGGUGAAUCAGCCACAGAUGGCGGCCGGCCUCCAGUGCGUGAUUCCGACAUGCUCCAGGGUACUGAGAUGGGCUAUGAUACCAAGACUCUGGGUUACAUUGACAAGCUCCUCCAGCGCGGCUCCAACAAAUCUCACAUUCAAAUGGCCGCCGAGGCUAUGCAGACCCACGGUGACUAUCAGAGGAAACCACCUGAAAUCGUAACUGUGUUUCCACAGAAACUGGUAUCUCUUCCUCAACCUCCCCCAACUCAGGCCAUACCACUAGAUAAUGAAGAGAAGGGACACUGCGUGACAAAUUCCAGUCAAGAAAAAACUGAUAAUGAAGGCCACCAACAGUCUGGGAGACCUCAGGAGGUUUCAUAUGGGUAUUCCUCUCCUGCUGUGAUGAGAGAGUACAGCUCUGAUGAGGUCACGACUUCAUCAUUGAGGAAGAUGGACAAAACGCAUGUUGCUUUUGUAGCUAGGGGCCACGCAGAAAAAGCAUGUGGGGAAAUGAGGCCCACAGAGAAGAAGGCUCAGAGACAAAGAGCAGCCAUGUCUCACAGUUCAAGCACAGAGGACAGUCAAGUCUUUGAGGUGCAAAAUGGCUCCCCUGAGUUUGUCCAUGCCAAAUUUGUCCCUGCUGGAACUCAAGGGGUCAAGGUGAGACAAGCUGAUCGUAAAACCAAAGCUGUAAAAAUCAGACGAAGGAGCAGUGAGAAGCCGAGAGCGUUGAGGCAGCAGCAAUCAUCCUGCGAACGAGCCAGAGAAUCCAAGGGAGAUCCGAGAAGACUAGCAAAAGGGAAGGUCAUCCAGAAAUACCCCUGCUGUCCAUCUGAGGAGCAUAAACAAGGCUCAGGCUCAGAUUCAAGCCAGUGUGGCCCCGGAAUAAUCUACACCCACAAGGUCCAUCCAAAGCCGCACCCUACUCCAGCUGCUACUAAAUCCAUCAAAAGCCGCAGAUUGCAAUGUGGAGAGUAUGAGCAGGAGCAGAGAAAGAAGAGACACGGAGCGGCCAAGUGGUUAUCUGAUGCCGAGAAGUUCCAAAGUUUGUGUGCUCAACGUCAGAGGUCUAAGGAACUCUUUGCGCAAGCGCCAGGAAAUAUGCAUUUAGCCAAAUCAGGCCAAUGGAUGGGACCUCAUCAUCCCUUCAUGUCAUCCAUGUCUUCUAACUCAUUCAAUGCUAAACUCAAUGCCAGGUACCCGGCAGCACCCUAUCACGUGUCCAACCUCUACCCACCUCGAUGUGAGUCUGAGUACUCAGCUGAAUGCAUGUCGCUUUUCCACUCCACCAUUGCCGCGAGCAGCGAUGGGGAGAUGAGCGAUAACACCACCAAUCGCUUCGGCGAUAGCGAAUCCAGCCAGAGUUUCCAAUCCUUUUCCGACUCUGACAGCAGCCUGUCCGUGGAGGAAGGAGACCAUCUGGAUAGCCUUGCGGAGGAGUGCGGCGACCUGGUAUGGGCGGAAGCUUCUCUGGUGCCCACUGCAGUUGGAAAGACCCUUCAGCAACUCCCACGACCAGAGCCCUCAGCUUGCCGCAUCAAAGCUUCACGAGCCCUGAAAAAGAAGAUUCGGCGCUUCCAGCCUGCCUCAUUGAAGGUCAUGACCCUGGUGUAAUUACUUUAGGCAAAAUAUUUGUCAAUGGGGGGGGGGGGGACAAAGAGCUGUACGAAACUAACACAGAACUUUAUUGAAAAGAUCUCGCCUCUUCCAGAACCCUUCUUUUUUCUGUGCACUGAUUGUUUAAUCUAAAAAAAAUAUAAAAAAAACAUUAUUUAGUUUGUUGUUGUUAAAGCAUGCUUGUAUCACACAAUUAUACUUACUUAUUUGUAAAUAUUCUUCUUGUUGUGAUUCAUUUGUCAAUGCAUGUCAUAUUCGUCACGUUAAAGAUUUCUUUAAUAGUAAAAAAAAAAAAAGUACAUCGACAAAUAACUCCGACAUUAUUUCAUGCAAUUGUGUGUUGUCUGUUACUGACUUGAUUUUCCCUGAGCAACAAUUUGUGUUUCUUAUAAUAAACUGCCAAUUAAUAAUUA
Syngnathus typhle (broad-nosed pipefish) is the source of this 3044-nucleotide messenger RNA. It is a transcript of the gene dact2, whose product is annotated as dishevelled-binding antagonist of beta-catenin 2. The record is from RefSeq and is a predicted model, not a curated record. Gene Ontology annotation, biological process: negative regulation of nodal signaling pathway. NCBI's taxonomy places the organism in Eukaryota, Metazoa, Chordata, Actinopteri, Syngnathiformes, Syngnathidae. The transcript is spliced from 4 exons. The coding region runs from base 133 to 2628 and encodes 831 amino acids. Gene Ontology annotation, cellular component: cytoplasm.